GCCUUGCUAUUGGUAUCAGUUUGAUCGCAGAGCAGUUCUAAUACAAUACUAGAAUUUAAACACCGUCAACGGUGCGAUGGCGUUAAAGUUUACGAUAUUUCUAAUAGCGGCUGUGAGCGCUGCCAGCCUUCAAGAUUAUCAUCAGCAACAACAGCAACAACAGCAACAGAUGCAACAGCAGCAACAACAGCAACAGAAUCAGCCUGACCCAUGGGAUUUAAAACGAUAUGCGGCCGAUGCCCAGAACCAAAACGAUGACCAAGUAGGAUACGAUUUCUCAUAUUCAGUUCACGAUCCAGUCACCGGAGACCAAAAAAGUCAGGAAGAAUCUCGUCGCAACGGACACGUCCGUGGACAGUAUUCCUGGGUGGAUGCCGACGGUAUUCGCCAAAUUGUCAACUAUCGCGCAGACGAUCGUACUGGAUUCAACGCCGAACAACGUCGCGAACCGGCCAAUCGCCCACGGCUCGGCCGAGUAUUGCAAUUGAUCCCCGCUCAAACAGUGGCCCCCCUCUACACGAUUGACGCUAUUUUAGCCCCCGCCUACACUUCGGUUUCACGAGUGGAUCAAAUACGUCGACGUGAUCAGGUAUCGCGUGAAAAUCGAGGGGAUAACUCUGAUGAUGAACGUGACAGCCGAAGCAAUGCGCGGGAUUCACUGUCAGAUCGCCGUGAAGAUCGUCGAGACAGUGUGCGAAAUGAUCGACUAGAGGAACCACGUGAUGAUCUUCGGGAUGAACGUCGUGAUGAUGGCCGUGAUGAACGCCAAGAGGAGCGUCGGGACGAACGUCGAGAGGAUCGUCAUGAAGACCGCCGCGAAGACCGUCGAGAUGACCGACGAGAGGAUCGCCGUGAGGAUCGCCGUGAGGACCGGCGGGAUGCCACACGUGAGGAUAGUCGGCAAACUAGUUUGAGAGACGAUCGUGUGGACGAGCGCAAUGACGAUCGUCGAGGGGAUCGCCAGGAUGAACGCCGCGAGGAGCGACGUGACGAACGCCGGGAUGAUAGACGUGACAAUCGGGAUGAUCGACGUCCAGCAGGACAGGACAUUACCUCACAAUCGGAAGUUCGGUUCCAAGCGCCCUCUGUUUCUUACCAAUACAGCAACUGAGCUUCAUUGUCAGACCACUGCCACACACGAAACGUAAUCACCGCCAUACCUGUCAUGCAAAGG
Anopheles maculipalpis is the source of this 1174-nucleotide messenger RNA. Its product is annotated as zinc finger CCCH domain-containing protein 13-like. Lineage: Eukaryota; Metazoa; Arthropoda; Insecta; Diptera; Culicidae. Bases 77 to 1111 code for a protein of 344 amino acids. The transcript has 2 exons. The record is from RefSeq and is a predicted model, not a curated record. Gene Ontology annotation, cellular component: extracellular matrix.